Messenger RNA from Sphaerulina musiva SO2202, 1425 nucleotides. RefSeq lists its product as uncharacterized. Gene Ontology annotation, molecular function: chromatin binding; histone binding. NCBI's taxonomy places the organism in Eukaryota, Fungi, Ascomycota, Dothideomycetes, Mycosphaerellales, Mycosphaerellaceae. The transcript has 2 exons. Bases 122 to 1288 code for a protein of 388 amino acids. Gene Ontology annotation, biological process: nucleosome assembly. Gene Ontology annotation, cellular component: nucleus; chromatin. The record is from RefSeq and is a predicted model, not a curated record.
CUCUCUCUCACACACACACCAAAGAAACUCUUUCUUCUAUUCCUCCACCCACAAGAAUCUCCCUCAUCAUCAUCAUCAUCUCCAUACCACCACACACACUCCUCUCCGCAGUGCAUGCAACAUGGCAGACACCGAGAUUUCCCCCCUGGUGACGUACGAGGAGCUCGCGGCGAUCGAGAUGGAUUUUGAAGACAUUGACAACCAAAUCAUGAUCAAACAAUACCAACUCAGCAAAUCCGCCUACGCCCGCCGUUCAGCAGCAAUUUCCAAAAUCCCCAAUUUCUGGCCUCUAGUAAUCGAAGCCUCCCCACCCGAACUCGACAGUUUCGUCCAUCCGCAAGAUUCCAAAAUUUUCGCCGAAUCUCUCACAUCGAUUGAAAUUACACGUCCCGAAAUCGACUCGUCUGCUUCUGCUUCUGCUUCUGCAACACCAAAAGGAGAAUUCAAAGGCCAUCCCCGCUCCUUCCAAAUCACGUUUACAUUCUCUCCCAACGCCUACUUCUCCAACUCCACUUUAACCAAAACUUUCCACUAUCGCCGCGCAAGCGACGGAUGGUGUAAUCUCGUUUCCGAACCCGUGCGCAUCGACUGGAAAAAUCCUGAACAAGAUCUUUCCGAGGGAUUGACAGAUGCUGCUUAUGCUUUAUUUCACGCACGAAAAAAUGCUACAACAUCCACAUCCACCACCACGUCCACAACCGGAGGAGAAGCAGGCGACCCAACCUCCCUUUCAAUGCAACAAAAAUCUCUCCCCGAAUACUCCCACCUCCUCACACUCCUGACGUCGAAAAACGGACACAAUACAUCCUUUUUCACGUGGUUUGGUUUCGUGAGUAGUAGACGAUGGGUCUCGGCGGAAGAAUCGGAAAAAGCUUGGGAAGAAUUUUAUGGCAAACUUGAAGCGGUGAGGAAGGGUGAAAAAAUCUCUCUCGUUGCUGCAAAAGAUGGGGAUAAAGAUGAUGAGGAUGAUGAGGAGGAUGAUGAGGAGGAAGAAGAAUAUGGAGAUCAAGCUGUGGAAGUGUUUGAAAACGGAGAUGAUGUAGCUGCUGUUUUGGCAGAGGAGAUUUGGCCGAAUGCGAUCAAAUAUUUUACGCAGGCGCAGGAGAUGAGUGAAAGUGAUGGGCUAUCUUAUGAUGAGGAUGAUGACGACGAGGUGGAGUCGGAAGAUGGAGAGGAAGAAGAAGUGGACAUGCAAGCUCUCGUGGCCGAGGCCAACAACCAAAAGACGGAAAAGAAGAAGAAACGGCAGAGCGAUGUCGGGUUUCCGAGUAAAAAACAAAAAAAUUAGAACAUGGAAUCAGGUCAUCUGAAUCUACCGCAGGUACCUGCCUAAGGUGGUACCAACCUCCGGAGAUACCUCUUCUGCAGACCACACGAUAAUACCCUCUGUUUUUUUUUCUAUCUGCACGACUACAUAGAUGAAGC